GAGCCGGGUCACGUGACCGGCGAAAGCCGUCGCGGAGGCCGAAGGGGUGGAGAAAUGGGCGGGAGGCCUGGGGGAUAGCUAGAGACCCGGCGAAUACCGGGUUGUCAUGGAGUCGUGGGGCCCGGCUCGCGCAUGCGCCGGCUGACCCGCCGGGCUGGUGGUGGAGCGGCGACCCUGGCCGUAGUUCACAAAGCUUCCACUGAAUGUGGUUUGUGUGCCUUGAAUUCGCAAUGGAAGCAGAGGGCAGCAAGGGGAUGGUGAACCUCCAUUUGGGUGGAAACCUUUCUGUUUAGUAAACUUGAAGCUUGGUCAGGCGAGACCACAGGAGGUGCUCCUACGAGCAGUCCAUAUGCGAAGAUUGCCUGUGGUCCAGCUCCUGGCACACUGACCAUGGAGAGGAAAAUGCCAUCCAGAGAGAGCCCUCGAAGGCUCUCUGCCAAGCCAGGCCGAGGCCCAGAGGUGAAAAGAGUAGCUCGACCGCCCGGCGUGGUUGCUGCCGACUCAGACAAGGACUCUGGCUUUUCAGAUGGGAGCUCAGAGUGCUUGAGCUCUGCAGAGCAGAUGGAAUCAGAGGACGUGCUGAGCGCCUCGGGCUGGAGCAGAGAGGACAGGCUGCAGCCCAACUCCAGAGCUGCAAACAGUGCCUUCCCCGCGCUGUCCCCGAUGGUGGUCAUGAAGAAUGUGCUGGUCAAGCAGGGCAGCAGCUCAUCCCAGCUCCAGUCCUGGACUGUCCAGCCCUCUUUUGAAGUGAUCUCAGCACAGCCACAGCUCUUUGUCCUUCACCCGCCGGUGCCAUCUCCUGUCAGCCCCUGCCAUACUGGGGAGAAAAAGUCAGAUUCCAGAAACUACUUGCCCAUUCUCAAUUCUUACACCAAAAUAGCCCCUCACCCAGGCAAAAGGAGUCUCUCCCUCAGCUCGGAAGAAAGAGGAGCGAGUGGGGUGCCAAAGAAAAUCUGUAAGGAGAGACUGGGACCAGUCCUGUCUUCCAGCGAGCCAGCCAAGACUGGCCCUGUGCUCUCCAGUCCUUCCACUCCAGCCCCACCCAGCUCCAAACUCACCGAGGACUCAGCGCUGCAAGGAGUGCCCUCCCUGGGGGCCGGUGGGAGUCCACAGACUCUUCAGCCCGUGUCCAGUAGUCACGUGGCUAAAGCUCCCAGUCUGACCUUCGCUUCGCCCGCCAGUCCUGUGUGUGCCUCCGACAGCACUCUGCACGGCCUGGAGAGCAGCUCCCCUCUUUCGCCGCUCUCAGCCAGUUACAGCUCACCGCUCUGGGCGGCAGAGCAGCUCUGCCGCAGCCCAGACAUCUUUUCAGAGCAGAGGCAGAGCAAGCACAGGCGCUUCCAGAAUACCUUAGUGGUCCUCCACAAGUCUGGUUUGCUGGAAAUUACUUUGAAAACCAAGGAGUUGAUUCGUCAAAACCAAGCAACUCAGGUGGAACUAGACCAGCUGAAGGAGCAAACCCAGAUGUUUAUAGAGGCCACCAAGAGCAGGGCUCCUCAGGCGUGGGCCAAGUUGCAGGCCUCACUAACAUCUGGAUCCAGUCAUUCAGGCAGCGAUCUAGACACAUUGUCUGAUCACCCAGUCAUCUAGCACAGAAGCGUUUUCCAGUUACUUGGGUGGUUCUUUUACACUCUAUCUCCACUUGUUUUCCACAGCCUAUUUAAGAGCUUUCUUUCUAAACUUACUCACAAAGCCACGUGCCAGUCCCUGGCUGCCGUCUUAAUCUGUGGUUCACGCACAGGUUAAGUGCAUCUAUGUUCUCUGAAGACCUCCAAUUGGAGUGUCUCUGAGUCCCCUUUCCUUAGCCUGUGGCACUUAGCUGGAUCUUGGGACAAAGGCGAGAUAACUAUGGGUGUCUCCCAGCUUCCCACUCACUGUCCAUGGUUCAAGGUUCAGUGACUAGAUGAGUGUACAGAAUGACACCUGUCAAACCAAGGACUCGGUGACCUAAGGAGCCCUUCACGGCCCGCCCUCAAGUAUCUUACUCACAGAGAAAAAUAUGAGGCUGUGUUUAAAUUCUACCAGGCAUUGUGCCAGUUGGGCGAAACCUAAAAUGCUUUGGGCACAGGUUGUGCCAGGGUGCAAGCAUUUAAUCACACGAGGCUUUGUUUCUUACACUUGUAAGUUGUGGGAGAAAGGGCAGAACAUCUGAUUCACACAUUGGUCAUACAUAAGAUCUCAUAGAAGUAGGCAUAUACUUCAGAUUUUUAAAAUAUAGACUGGAUUUAGUACCAUCUGGAAUUGUAUUUGAUGAAUUGCGUCUUUGAUUAAAGGGUCAGAGAAGGCAGCAUUUUUUGUCACUAGCUGAAAGAUUUUUGUUAGUUCAUGCUUGAAAUAGCACAACCUGUCUUACAUCUAAAAAGCCUGAGACAGGACUGCAAGACGGCUCAGUGAGUAAAGGUGCUUGCUGCCAAGACGGCUGAGCUGAAUUUGAUUCCCUGAACCUACAAGGUAGAAGGAGGGAACCGACUGCUGCAGUUUGUCCAUCACACAUGCACACCCACGCUAGAUAAGUAAAUGAAUAUAAAAUUAAACAAGCCACCGUCAACAUUAGCAAUCAGAAGCUUGAGAUGGCUUCGGUGGGUCCUCAGGCUCUGGUGCAAGUGACCCUCUGUUGUCUCUUGUCUGUGCCUCACCCAGCUCUUACUGUGGGGAAAAGUGACUGUGCAUUUAAACUCUGGAUUAAGUAAAGCCCUGAGGUUAGAAAAAGGCACAAAAGUCAGAGAGGAUCCUUCCCUGUCCUCACGUCUGAGUUCUGCCCAUCCCCUGUGGUGAUGGGGAGCAGUGUGGCGGCCUUGUGUCUCGUGUAGCUGUGGCAGCAGGGCUGAAGGGUGGUUCUUCUCUCAGAGGCUGACCUUAGGGAUGGAGACUCUGAGGGUCCAGAUGACACAUUCUUCCCAGCUCCCCUGUGCUGGUAACCAUAGCCUAAACAGUAAAGAGUCAAGGGAUUCUAUCCUCUUGCUUAAAAUUUUUAUCCCCUUAAAAAUCUUUUUCCUUCGCAAAUUGGUUUUAUGACCAGCAUCAUCUUUCUGCACAGAGAAAGAUGCUCACGGGGCUAUACUAGAUCCAGGGUUAAGGGUCAUAGGGUUUUUUGUUUGUUUGUUUGUUUUUUAAGAUUUAUUUAUUUAUUAUGUAUACAAUGUUCCUCCUGCCUGUACACCCGCACACCAGAAGAAGGCACCAGAUCUCAUUACAGAUGGUUGUGAGUCACCAUGUGGUUGCUGGGAAUUGAACUCAGGACCUCUGGAAGAACAGCCAGUGCUCUUAACCUCUGAGCCAUCUCUCCAACCCAUGGGUCACAGUUUUUAAGGAGUUGGUUGUAAGACUCAGGUUAACUACUGUGUUCAUAUAGACAUAUGAUUUGGAUAUGACUAGUUAAAAAAUAAUCAACUUGGUAAAAUCUCUUUACUCUCUGAUCAGUGCAGAAUCAUUACCUGCUGUUUGUGCUCUGAAAGAGUUUCCAAAAUCAGAGCCCGUGUCUCUGGGCAAACUCAGCUCCUCGUGAUAUGCCUCCCCACAAUCUAUAUGGUAUCAUAGCCACUCCACUAGGAAGCUUCCUUUUUGGCAGAAUGUCUGGCAGGAAAGCUGUAGAGACAGGUGCAUUCAGAACAGCCUGGGCACCAGCCGCGAGUUUUACCGAGCGUCAGAAGGCUGGAAGCACUUGCUGAGAACCAAAUGUACUCCACUGGAAAAGCCCUCAGUGGAGCUAAGCCUCUUGGACUCUUGCUCCUAGAUAUGGCUUUUCAUAUCCCUAUCUCCAUAAAAGACGAUGAAAGCCACCGUAGAUCUUCAGGGUUCGGUGGCAGGGAGGGUUACCGCUCCUCUGUGAUCUUAGAGCCAUAACUGCAAGUCUCUAGGCUGUGUUCUGUUCCUGGUGGAGCUGGAGGCAGAUGGACGCUAGUAGAGAAGCUAGAUCUUAGAAGGAGCGAGCCUUUGAGGUCAGAGGCUAGACCAGCGUUUGGAGGAAGCCUGGAGUGGACCGGAAAGAUCUUCAUUGGUUGCCCAAAGCUGUAAGUAGCAACAGCCGCAGUGGUGCAUGCUGUAGGUCCUGAUGAAGCGUUGUGCAGGGCUGUUGUUUUCCCAAGGUGAGAAGUCAGUUUUUGCUCAGGCCAGCCCAUAGGAGAACCUUUGUUGGGUUGUAUUGACAAUAUUGGAACACAUUUAGAAAGGUUCCUGAUUGAAUUAGGUAUAGAAUUUACCGUCUGUAAUUUACUACAUUGUUUUAUGGAUUAUAGCAUCAUCUGACUUCUCUGGUGUGAUUCCUCAGCACACAGUUACUCUUGCACAUAUACUGAAGUGGCUUUUCCGCCACAACCUCCUUAGGGUAUAGAUUUUACCAAAUGUGAAUCUUUUCAGAGCGUGUGAAGUUAUAUAGAAACUGACUGUGAAAUGUCAGAGGAAAAAAAUAAAAGUCACUUACUUGAAAACUAUUUGCUUUGUAACUGCUUGAGACUUCCAAGCACGGGGCAUGUAGCCCUUGGUAGAGUAUGUGCCCAGUGUGUGUAAGGCCUGGGCUCCACCGCAGCACCUCUGCCUUCCCAGACACUCCUUCAUGACAGCCUUUCGUCUAGGGUAACUGUGGAUUGCUACAAGUUUCAGACAUCAUUUUGUGUUAUUUGGGAUAUGGAACUGGAUGCUGGAUAUUGCAGACUGUUCAGACUUCGGUGCUGUGCACAGACAGCCCGAGUCGUGUGCCGAUCUUAGAGGUGGGAGAACGAGGGGACUGUCCAGUGACCGCUCCAUCUGGCACCACAGAGAACUUUAAAUGACAGUAGCUAUAGCUGUGUACUGGGAUGAAGCAAAGGCACACAAUCUGAAGCUCUUUCUACAACCGAGGUCCUCAGCAAGUGUGUCAGCCCUCUGUGCUCUACAGGGAGACAGCUUCCCUGCUUCCCAGUCCAGCCAGCAAAUGCUUCCUGCAUGUUUGGUGCUGGGAGUUUAACAAGUUUACUCUCAUGGAAAGAUCUGGAGGGUUGGCAGUGUAAAGUCCUCUAGAACUAUUUCUGAUCCACACAGUGGUCUGAGUGACUUUAAAAUAUGGUUGUAAAGCCACUAAAGUGAAAUAAAAAUGGGUAAAGAUUGC
Microtus oregoni (creeping vole) is the source of this 5083-nucleotide messenger RNA. RefSeq names its product CLOCK interacting pacemaker (gene Cipc). The coding region runs from base 391 to 1590 and encodes 399 amino acids. The transcript is spliced from 5 exons. Gene Ontology annotation, biological process: negative regulation of DNA-templated transcription; negative regulation of circadian rhythm. Lineage: Eukaryota; Metazoa; Chordata; Mammalia; Rodentia; Cricetidae. The record is from RefSeq and is a predicted model, not a curated record. Gene Ontology annotation, cellular component: nucleus.